This is a messenger RNA of Elaeis guineensis (African oil palm), 1777 nucleotides long. NCBI's taxonomy places the organism in Eukaryota, Viridiplantae, Streptophyta, Magnoliopsida, Arecales, Arecaceae. The record is from RefSeq and is a predicted model, not a curated record.
CUCUUCAAUCUACUCCUUCUUUAUCUCUUACUAGCUAUUCCAUGUAUCUAUUGUGCUGGUGGCAGAAGAGGGAGAAGAGGAGAUGGAUAUUUCGAAAAGCUUCGACCCACGAACAGCAGCAAACGCAGGAGGAAGCCGAGGUGAGGUCAAUGACGGCAUCAUCGGUGGCGGCCACCACAGCAGAGCAAAGGCACGCGAUGGCAGUGGCAGCGGCGACGGCGGCCACCGCGGAGGCGGCCGUCGCGACGGCACAGGCCGCAGCGGAGGUGGUCCGGCUAGCUAGGCCGUCCGUCAACUUUGUCAAAGAGCACCACGCCGCCAUCGUCAUCCAAGCGGCCUUCCGAGGGUAUCUGGCGAGGAGGGCGUUGAAGGCAUUGAGGGGGUUGGUGAAACUGCAAGCGCUGGUGAGAGGGCAAAACGUGAGGAGGCAAGCGAACACGACGCUGCAGUGCAUGCAGGCGCUGGUGCGGGUGCAGGAGCGGGUGCGGGACCAACGGGCCAGGCUCGCCCGGGAGGGCGCCAGGUGCAGGAGCAACAAGUCGGCCACCUUCAGCUGCGACACCUCUUUUUGGGACUCACCCUACCUCCACGACCGCGCCGACCGGCGAUCCAUGCAGUCGAGAGAUGGGAGUAGCCACGCCGAUGACCGGGACGAUCAUCCCCGUACGAUUGAAGGGAUCCGGUCCAUGUUGGAGAGCAGGAAGGAAGCUGCUUUGAAAAGAGAGAGAGCUCUCUCGUACGCUUUUUCGCAGCAGCCAUGGAGGUCGGAUAGGAAGGCCUCCUCAUGGCUAUCCUCUGGAGAAGAUCAGGAAGAGGCUUCGGCGGUAUCGGAAGGAGAGCAGCGGCCAUCAAGAUGGCUUGACCGAUGGAUGGCUUCGAGGGCUUCAUGUGAUAAUAGAAAUGGCAGCAGAGGACGAGCCUCCAUGGAGAGAGACCCCAUCAAGACUCUAGAGAUCGAUACAGCACGACCAUUCUCCUAUUCCACUCCUAUUAAUGUUCGAAGGCAUCAACAACUGGCGUCUCCACACCACCGCUCCUCCCACCACCUCCACUCCCCUGCCACGCCCUCCCCAUCGAAUGCUAGUAAGAGUCUUCAGGUCCGGUCUGCGAGCCCUCGGUGCGGCAAGGAAGAGAGGAGCCCGGCCUCUGCUCACACCCCAACCAGCUCUGGUUACUAUCACUGCAGCGGAGGCGCGGGGGCGCAGCGCCACCACCACCAGGUGGCGGUUCCGAACUACAUGGCGGCGACGGAGUCGGCCAAGGCCAGGUUAAGGUCGCAGAGCACACCGAGGCAGAGGCCGUUGACGCCUGAGAGGGAGCAGCGGAGUGGUUCGGCUAAGAAGCGCCUCUCUUUUCCGCUGCCGGAGCCUUACUGUGGUGGCGGGAUUGGGGGAGGAUAUUCUCAGAGUCUUAGGAGCCCGAGCUUUAAGAGUGCGAAUGGACGUCUAGGGCUGGAGCAGUUGUCGUGCUGUACGGAUAGCAUCGCCGGCGAGGUCUCGCCCUCGUCGACCACCGAUCUACGGAGGUGGCUCCGGUGAGCCGACGAGCACGAGGAGGGCGUGUGCGUUUUGUGAGUGGCAUCCCAUUUCGUUCGUUGUUUUGUUUGGUGUUUACUUUUUCUGGAUGUAAGAAGUAGCACGGCGUUUUCUUGCGACUAUCUGACUACGAGAUUGGAUUAAGAGUGUGAAGGGAUGAACGGAAGAGAAGCUAUUUGUAAUCGAAAAGUUUUAAUAACUCCAUUAUAAGGCGGUUUGAUGCAUGGAAGCUGCCACGUCUA